GUUAUAGGGUUGACAAUAAACCCCAGAAGCAGGACUUCCUCCUGGAGCCUCUGUCCGUAUUUAUAAGGAAGUGACUCCCCUUUCAAGCACCAGAGUGUUUGUUGCUGUCUGGAGCGUGGAAUCCAAAAGUAUGAUGCUCUUAGUGGUUUUAACGUGCUUAUUGGCAGGCUGCCUGGCUCAAAGACCUCACCCAUGCUCAAGUCCUCCUCUUCUGAGCGGAUCCCUCUCUGUGUCCACACAGAAUGAAAAGCUUUGGAUGUACGCCGGAUACAUGUACGAUGCACUGGGAGAGCGGAUCCGCCUCACGGAGAUGGGCACUUAUGAAAAUAAGUCAUUCACCUUUGACGCUCUUCUGCUCUUCAGAGAGGGUACCGUAUAUGAGAUAAACAAACAUGACCGCACAUGCAAGAAAAACCCUUUGAAGGCAGACUUCCACCCGAUGGCAAUCCCAAAAGACGCGUCUCUGCUGGGUCAGAUUGUUCUGGGCAGCUCAUCUGGACCUGGAGAAGGACUCCUGGUCAACACGUGGAUAGGAGAGCUGCCCGAAAAAGCAGGAAAAUUCAUAAGCACAGUCACUGAAUUCGGUUGUAUUCCUAUCAGCACUGUGUACCACACUAGCCAGUUUGGAUGGGUUCUGACAAGCUUCUUCAACAACAUCCUUGGGAUCGAAAACCCCGAUCAGCUCAACCCUCCAGAUUUCUGUCUGGAUGCAGAGAUGAAGGCUGAUGAAGAGGAGCCGACAGACUUCCUCAGUUUGUUCUUAAACAAGCUUUGAGGGCCUCCUUUAACUAAUGUUUUAAAAUAAAAAUAAGAAGUGGAGCUAUUGAAUCAAUCACUCUUUAUCACUUGUUAUGUGAUUAUGUGGUAAACAUCACAUUUACUUUUUUUUCUUAACAUAUUUCUGUCUGUUUUCAUAUUGACAAUGUAUUAAAAAGCUAACAAACAUGCUGAUGCGUGACCACAUGUAAUUUUUUAUUAAGAACCACUCAAUAAUAAAAAACAAAUUCAUAUA
Molecule: messenger RNA, 1012 nt
Organism: Anoplopoma fimbria (sablefish)
Lineage: Eukaryota; Metazoa; Chordata; Actinopteri; Perciformes; Anoplopomatidae
Product: ependymin-2-like
Exons: 6
Coding region: 131-775 (214 amino acids)
Biological process (GO): cell-matrix adhesion
Cellular component (GO): extracellular region; lysosome
Molecular function (GO): calcium ion binding
Source: RefSeq, a predicted model, not a curated record